UCGCCGCAUGGCUCCGCCGCCCGCCGGGGCGCCGCCGGCCCGGGCCGCCGCUGCCAGUGACAGGGAGCCCCGGAGGGGAAAUGCAUCCUGAAUGGGGCUGAGGCCCCCUGCUCGGGAAUAUGCAGCCUCGGCACCGCGGAGGCAGCACCAGGGCAGCGGCCGGCGCGCAGCGGGAUGGUGGCAACCUUCAAGAUCGCCGUGCUGGGAGCCCAGGGCGUGGGCAAGAGCGCCAUAGUCCGGCAGUUCCUGUACAACGAGUUCAGCGAGGUCUGCGUGCCCACCACGGCCCGCCGCGUCUACCUGCCCGCCGUGGUCAUGAACGGCCACGUCCACGACCUGCAGAUCAUGGACUUUCCCCCCAUCACCGCCUUCCCUGUCAACACCCUGCAGGAGUGGGCAGACGUGUGCUGCCGGGGGCUCCGGAGUGUCCAUGCCUACAUCCUGGUCUAUGACAUCUGCUGCUUUGACAGCUUCGAGUACAUCAAAACCAUCCGCCAGCAGAUCCUGGAAACAAGGGUCAUCGGCACCUCGGAGACGCCCAUCAUCAUCGUGGGCAACAAGCGCGACCUGCAGCGGGGCCGGGUGAUCCCGCGCUGGAACGUCUCCAACCUGGUGAAAAAGACGUGGAAGUGCGGCUACAUCGAGUGCUCGGCCAAGUACAACUGGCACAUCCUGCUGCUCUUCAGCGAGCUCCUCAAGAGCGUGGGCUGUGCCCGCUGCAAGCACGUCCACACCACCAUCCGCUUCCAGGGCGCGCUGCGCAGGAACCGCUGCACCAUCAUGUGA
Messenger RNA from Onychostruthus taczanowskii (white-rumped snowfinch), 786 nucleotides. RefSeq names its product RAS like family 10 member B (gene RASL10B). The transcript has 4 exons. Bases 175 to 786 code for a protein of 203 amino acids. NCBI's taxonomy places the organism in Eukaryota, Metazoa, Chordata, Aves, Passeriformes, Passeridae. The record is from RefSeq and is a predicted model, not a curated record. Gene Ontology annotation, molecular function: GTP binding; GTPase activity.